This is a messenger RNA of Exophiala xenobiotica, 1503 nucleotides long. RefSeq lists its product as uncharacterized. Gene Ontology annotation, molecular function: clathrin-cargo adaptor activity; RNA polymerase III core binding. Bases 1 to 1503 code for a protein of 500 amino acids. Gene Ontology annotation, biological process: vesicle-mediated transport; negative regulation of transcription by RNA polymerase III. NCBI's taxonomy places the organism in Eukaryota, Fungi, Ascomycota, Eurotiomycetes, Chaetothyriales, Herpotrichiellaceae. The transcript is spliced from 5 exons. The record is from RefSeq and is a predicted model, not a curated record. Gene Ontology annotation, cellular component: nucleus; AP-1 adaptor complex.
AUGGCCAUCAACUAUCUCAUUUUGCUGUCGCGACAGGGCAAAGUGAGACUUGCAAAAUGGUUUACCACUCUUUCUCCUAAAGAAAAGGCCAAAAUCAUCAAAGAUGUUACCCAACUCGUCCUUUCUCGGCGCACUCGAAUGUGCAAUUUUCUUGAAUACAAGGACACGAAAGUUGUCUACCGCCGAUAUGCUUCUCUUUUCUUCAUCGCCGGCUGUGCUUCCACCGAUAAUGAAUUGAUCUCCCUUGAAAUCGUUCACCGCUACGUUGAACAAAUGGACAAAUACUAUGGCAAUGUUUGCGAGUUGGAUAUUAUUUUCAACUUCCAGAAAGCAUACUUCAUCCUAGACGAACUCCUUCUGGCUGGUGAAUUGCAAGAAAGCAGCAAGAAAAAUGUCUUGAGAUGCAUAAGUCAGGAGGACAGCCUUGAAGAUAUAGAGUUUGUGCCCAAUCGCGAUCUCGAUACCGUCACGUCCUCCCUCAAUUUCACGACCCCCGAUCUUCACGUCGUGGGAGGAUGUGACCUGUAUACCACAAAGGCAGCAGGAGGAGACAAAAAGUUGUACAAGAACAUCGAAAAUGGUCUUGAAGCGCAAUAUAAGUCGAACCUACAAUUCUCCCACUCACUCUCGCCCCCACAGGCGCAUAUGAUGGCGUCUAGUCUCAAUCUGAGCCGGAGCAGCCCAUUUGGCAACCUGGGUAUGAUCAGUUCGAGGAGGACAUAUGCAUAUCUGAUCGCCACUUUGAAUGCGAGUCACCCAGACUACGACUUCUCCCACACCCUACGACCGACGGACUUCAAACGAGAAAAGAGCUUACGACAUGUCAUGAAUACUUUGGAUACAGCUCUAUACAACCUACGUCCACGGCCUCUGAACUCAUUGUUGAACACGCCUGGUAUAGUACCCGAAUCAGCUUGUCCACCCUCAAGUCAACCACACUGGGGUCCGGGAAUGUGGAGACUGAUUGACCAACAGAUGAGCUUGCGGGAUUGCAGUAUAUACCGGUACGCUCCAGAGGACUAUGAUCCGUUCGAGGAUGAUGAAGAAGGAUCCCUGUGGUCGAUGAACUACUUCUUCUUCAACAAGCAACGAAAGCGUGUGUGCUAUCUAUAUUUGCGCGGAAUCAGUGUUCUUGCCAUGGCGACAAUCGAUACUCUUCGGACGCCACUCAAGGCAAAGAGGUUCGCGGACACCGAUUCGGACGGAUGGACCACACCCGAUUUGGGAGCUCACAAGAGAGCGAGAUACUGGCUUGGAGUCAGAGAAGGCGUCGAGACGACGGAAAGUCCCGAUGUCGAGAUGGCCUCCGUCGAGAAAUCGGUCGAGGAGGCUAGUCCGAAUGGCAAAAUUGAGGACGAGCAAUUCUCACCUCCAGCUCGACCUGUGGUUGAUGAGCACGAUAAUUACAUUCUCAGUGAUGAGGAAGUCAGAAGCGCUAGAAGCGCUAGUAAGAGCACCGUUCGAGGAGCCAGCGAGGAAGUGGUGGGACCUAUGGAGGUUUAA